This is a messenger RNA of Chroicocephalus ridibundus (black-headed gull), 8002 nucleotides long. It is a transcript of the gene ADAT1, whose product is annotated as adenosine deaminase tRNA specific 1. The coding region runs from base 353 to 1879 and encodes 508 amino acids. Lineage: Eukaryota; Metazoa; Chordata; Aves; Charadriiformes; Laridae. The transcript has 10 exons. Gene Ontology annotation, molecular function: tRNA-specific adenosine deaminase activity; RNA binding. The record is from RefSeq and is a predicted model, not a curated record. Gene Ontology annotation, biological process: tRNA processing.
CUUGUCGCUGGGGCGGGUGUCCAGCAGCGGCCACGGGGCUUCGGUUGCCGCCGCCCGGCCCGGCGUGGAGCGGCGGCGCGGUUAACCCGGAGGGUAGGGCCCGAGGGCGGCGUGAUGUACGCUUGAGUGCUACACAGCGCGUGGCUCGGGGCUGCCCCGGCUGUUGGGGCUCGGCGGUCGCCGGGGCAGUGUGGAGGCCCGGGGGCCUCGGCAUGAAGGCGGUGUCGCCCGGCGCCUCAGGUGCGGUGCGGGGCCUGUACGGGCGCGGUGGUGUGGUGCACGCCGUUGGCCGCUGCCUAAUGGGAACCCAGCAAUCUCACCUGCUCCUGAACCUGCAUUUGCAUCGGGAGCCAUGUGGUCAGCUGAUGAAAUUGCCGAGCUGUGUUACCUGCAUUAUAGGACCAGACUUCCUAAGCAGGGGAAGCCAAAUCCAAACAGGGAAUGGACUUCACUGGCAGCUGUUGUCAAAGUGGAGUCUGCAUUGCGAAGAGAGGUUCUUGCUAGUCCAGGGAAUCUGCAGGUAACAAAGGAAGUUGUUGCAAUGGGAACUGGAACAAAAUGUAUUGGACAAAACAAAAUGAGAAAAACUGGAGACAUUCUGAAUGACAGUCAUGCUGAAGUUGUGGCCAAGAGGAGCUUCCAGAGGUAUCUUCUCUAUCAGAUGGGGCUGGCACUUUCCCAUCAGCAAUGCAGUAUCUUUAUUCCGGGAACUGAAACUGGGAAAUGGAAACUCAAACCAAAUAUCAUCUUUGUUUUCUUCUCCAGUCAUACCCCAUGUGGAGAUGCUUCUAUUAUUCCAAUUAGUGAAUCAGAGAAACGGCUUUCUAAGCCAGUGACUGAAGAUGAUGCAGCUGGACAAUCAGCAGAGUGUAGAAGUAACCAUGAUCAUUUGCAUCCAGAAGAUAAAAGGAAAUCAGAGAAAACGGCAAGUAAUCAUAUGAUCAAGAGAAUGAAAACAGACAGUGGUGGUUAUUUUUCCGUAAUCACUGAAGACCUGGCUGUUCAGCAAGUAUCUGUGAAACAAGAAGACGAAACAAGUACAAAUUCUGCAGAGAUGCAAACAGCUAAUAAGGAGACUGGCUUAGGGAAACCAAAGGUAGUAGAUGUUUAUAGAACUGGAGCAAAAUGUGUGCCUGGAGAGCUGGAUGAUGCCCGAAUACCUGGGGUAGGGUAUCAUUGUGUGGGAUUAUUACGAGUGAAGCCGGGUCGUGGGGACAGAACGUGCUCUAUGUCCUGCAGUGAUAAACUGGCUCGCUGGAAUGUGUUAGGGUGUCAAGGAGCUCUUCUGAUGCAUUUCCUGCAGUAUCCAGUGUAUCUGUCAGCAGUUAUAGUGGGGAAGUGCCCGUAUAGCCAAGAAGCUAUGCGGAGAGCAGUUAUUGAAAGGUGUCAGCACAUCUCGUUUUUACCAGAUGGUUUUCUCGCUCAGGAAGUUAAGCUGCUGCAGUCGGAUCUUCAGUUUGAACAUAGCCGUCAGGCAAUUCAUGAAGUUCAAACUAACAGCAAAACAAAACUUGUUCCUUGUAGUGCAGCUAUCAGUUGGAGUGCGGUCCCUGAGCAGCCUCUGGACGUCACCUCAGAUGGCUUCCGGCAGGGAACAACAAAGAAGGCAAUUGGGAGCCACCAGAGCAGGUGUGAGAAUGUUGUGAUAUCUGGAUGCAUAUCGAAGAUCUGUAAAGUGGAACUCUUCCAUACGUUCCAAAAGCUGGUGACAAGUAUUUCACAAGAGGAUCUACCAGACACUCUCCGGAUGAAGACUCUAGAAACCUACGGGGACUACAAGGAAGCUGCAUUAAAUUAUCAAGAAGCCUGGAAAGUGCUGCGUAGCCAAGCCCUGCCGGGUUGGGUCAAGAAUGCCAAGGAAUACCUGCAGUUCACAUGAGAAUACAUGUGGCUAUGUAAAUCCAGCAAUAAGCCCCGGCGCACAGCAGAUACCUCUGCAGUUCAAGGGCCAGGAAGAGAUAUCCUCUAGUUUAUGUGCUGUAAGGAGACAGCAGCGAAAAGGAAAGCAAUUUAGAGAAGUCUUUGUUUUGAUUGAGUUGAAGUCCCCUUUUUAUUGAAAUACAGGAAAGGAUCAUUGCAUGAUACCGUAUACCUCCAAAAGAAAAGCAGCAGUGAUGUGCUAUCCUCUGUUAUCUGAGGAUAUGAUCUGUACUUCCUUUGCAAUGGACUAUGGCUGAAUAUCAGCUGAAAUUGAAGCAGUGCUGUGGAAGAAAUGCUGUCAUUGUAAAAUUUUAGUGCUGCUUUUUUCUUCCACUCUUCAUAAUGUUAUGGUUGGUUUUGUGUUGCUGGGACAACCCUAAUGUAUAGUAAGUAAUAUUUUUAUAAUUCUUGGCUCUCCUUGUCUGGUGCCUAGAAGAAUUUUCUGUGUCCCCCAGCCUCAAUGCUUCUAACUGGAAAUACUAGUCCUGCUAAAAGGUCUUUUUUCUGGGAGUCCUUUGUAUAAGCUUCCAUUUUCCUAAAUACAGCCGAAGCAGAAGAGUGCUGGGGAGAAGGCUGUGUCAAAUGAUAUCGCGCACAUGUCUUGUAAUUUCAGGACUUUGCUGGAUACCCCUUCAACUGCUUUGCUUCUGUGGGCAGGAAAGAAACCUCCUGAAUUACGCGGUUCAAACCUGUCAAUACUGUGUAAUUCUAGGCAAACAUUUACGUACUUUUCAGUGUUUCAACCACUGCCCAUCCCCCUGUCCCCCCUGUGAUACAUGGUUAAUUAAAAGCAGGGAUGCCUUUAGCCAUUUAUGUCACCGUUUCCUGGCAAGUGUUCGUUAAUAGCCUGGCAAAGGUGGAAAUGCUCUGGGGGGUUCUGGAAGGAGUCUCUGGCAGUUUUUGCCUUUAUGCUUUAUUACCAAAUAACAUCUGCAUGGCAAAACAGCCGAUAUUGAAAGCUGGGGGAAAGCAGCGAGUAAUUCUCCUUAAACUUUCCGUUUAUUGCUUUCUGUGAGUAAGUUCAGGACUAUGUAACUGCUAGUGAGCACACUCGCUUUUUGAACUUUUUCUAUUGUAUACUACAAAUCAUAAAAUAUUUGGACAAGGCAAUGGCAGGAUGAAAGAAGUGGAUAAUUUAGAACUUAAGAAUUCUUUAGUGAUUGAGUUUUCUCUUCUUUGGUACCUUACUAUAGUUUUGGAUUUGAAAAAUGGGCACAGUGGUUCUCCGAACAGCCUCUACAGUCAACCUACUGAGCUACAGACGGGACCGAGCAGUACAUAUCAUGUUGCAUUCUAAGAAUUGAUUACAGCAAAUCGUUUUACUUCACACUUGGAUUGACUUGUCAAACAAGAAUAGCUCUCUCUUACUUGUUGAAGAAGUAACAAAGAACUUAAAUUCUGUGCGUAUAAGCCUGUCCUCUCAAAUCCAGCACUAACAUGCAGAAAGACCAGUUGUAUUGGUGAGGGGGGAAGUUGUACACGUUUGUAGAGGGCAGGGGAUUAUGGAGAACAGAGACUUGCGUGAGUCAUCAGAGGAUGAAAAAUGGCCAGAUGCCAUUGCGGAUGGGAUACAGGGUGAACUGCUGAAGAGGAAAUGGUAGCAGUUACUGUAAUUGAGCAAAUAGCAUUCCAAGGGCAGACUCCUGUAGUGUACCAAAACGGACAGCCAGUAAAUUUCCAGGCUCCUGAAAUUUACCUUUGUCCUUCCCUGAAAUCCUGCAGAAACUAUACCUUAAUGCACCUAGUUUCCCUUUGUUAAUCAAAAAGGUCUGUAGUGAACCUGCCGACCAGACUGGAAUGUUCCCAUUUCCUAUCUGGCUGCAAUAUUAAAACGGGUUACAUAAGGCUGGUUGUUCUGUAGUCUUGGCAGCAGACUGCUUUUCAGAUGAGCAGUUAUAUGAUGUAAAUUCUUUUAACUCUUUUCUAAAAUUUGAGCCUGGCUGCUAGGAGAGAUUGUUCCUGGUCAGAUUUUCCUGGCAUUUGUAAAAUACUUGUGACCUGCAGACUGCUGCUUUCUGCUGCUUGUCAGGUUUAAAACUAAUAGUUUUAGAGGUGCCGAACACUGGUGUUAAACCUCACAUUUUGGAUGGAGUUGAGGUCAUCCUUAAGCCCAGAGUGAGUCAAUGAAUAUGCGAAGAGAGGGAAGGAGAUAAAACAAAGCAGCAUUUAAAAGGCUGUGCGGGGCUAAGCCUGCAGGAUCUUAUACUCAAUGGGUAGCAUUUCUGGGACUGAAAAUAAGUAUUUAAACGCUGCAUCUGUUUAAUUCCAAAAUGACAGGAAUGGUUAAUGGGGACAACCAAACAAUUGGUGAUGGGAGCAGCAGAGCAUGACGGCACUGAAAUUCCCAAGGCAUGUGUAAAAUGCUCUCCAAGAGCAUAUUUAUAUUAUCCAGGUUGGUCCUUGACUUUCCCAAACUAAUAUGGGGACCAAUGGUCCCCAUUUAACCGAACAAAGAAAGUGUAAUCCUUAUUUUGAGUGGGAUGUCUUUAACAGCUUCAAUAUUAGAGAAAUCAUUCUGUCUUCAAUCACAGUAAGAAGGCAGGGCACACCACCUGCUUAUCUUCAAGGAAGUCAAAACCAGAGCAUAGGAACAAGUGUUUUUAUUCAAGCGUAGCAGUAAACUGUCUGAGCUGGAGGCUGCACUUCCAUGAGACAACAUGCUAGUGUUCCACUGCCUUUGAAAAAGCAAGGUUUUGAUCUUCGCAGUGUGCUUGCACUGCUCACCUUACACAGGCUGGAGCACUAAUGGAUUUCGGUAUGUUCAGAGUAAAUUGAAGACUAUUUAAAUUACUGUCUUUGUAGAUAGUACAAAGUUUAUAAAGUGAGCCCAAAACAAGGUGUAGCUUUUCACUAGGAGUUAAAUCAUCUUUGCAGGAAGCCCAGUAAGCGCUAGAGGAAAGGAAGAGGGAGGGCUGUGCUGCGGAGGACAGAAAGAGGUAGAGCCAGGCUUCCUUGCACUUGUUACAAGCAUUAGCUGGGUAUGAAACCAUACCUGGAGAAAAUGCUGGAGGCGUGAUUAUGGAAAUGAAGUGUGAGUUACUUCUGGGAAGCUACUGUUGGUAAGGAAGAAAGAAGUGUGUUGGGGUAAAAUUGGGAGCCAAAUGUAGUUGAGGGGCCCAGCAGUUCUUUCUCUCAAAGCAUAACCAUCCCAAGAAUUUGAUAAUGGCAUUAUGAAAAUAAGAGGGUUGCAGCGGUGGUUUACAGGUGGAAGCAAGAAAGACCAUCUGAAUUCAUCUAGUACUGGUUUGGUUAUAUCAGAGAUGUCAUUUCAAGUUAGCUUAAAGAUAGGUGAUGUAGAAGUGUUGCUGUGGGAAUACUGAGGUAUUUCUUUGUUUCCUGUUCAGUGUGUAACUUGAAAUGCCUUCCCAGUCCUGCAGGGUUAACAGAAAGUGAAGAUCAUGUGGGACCCAAAUGCCUUUCAUAACUUUACAAGAGCGACUCUAUUAUCAUCUAAGGGGCCGCAUUUCAUCUGUGUGUUUCAAAAGGAAACCUUUUGAUGUUUUAUUGCCAUUUUGAGCGCAUCUGCAGAUGUAAAGUAAAGUUACUGCUGUAGAACAUUUAUCCUUGCAUUCUCUGGAAUUAUUUGCGUACCUGGGCUUCUAAAUCUAAACUAAUAAUUACAGACACGUUAAAGAGAGCGGUUAGGUGGGUUUUUUUAGAGGCUUAUGAACGGUAUUCCAAAAGUCAUCUAGAUCCUAACAUUGGAAAUAAAACUUCAUCUUCUCUUGUUAUGUUUUGGUAUAUCUAUGUGCUAGCAUGUAAUUAGCUUUAUUUAGCAGUUGUAAGUUACACUUCUUACUCUCUUGUUAACAGUUAUCAAAAAGUAUUACUUGAUAACCAUAGAUAUAACCAACAGAACAUUUCACAAUUUUAAAGGGUAAUAAAAAGAAAUCACAGAUAAAACUGCUUUUCUUCAUUUUGAAUCAAACAUUAUGUUAAGAGUAAACAUUAAUACUAAAUGCAUGGAAAGGGUGCUGGUGGAAGGAAUUCAUGAUGGAAGCAAUGACGGAAUGUUUACUAAAGCAGUGCUAUACAUUGCUGUGCUAUUCUGAAUAAUAAAGGCUUACUGAAAUCAACAGCACAUUUUCAGAAGCAGUGAGCACGUGCUGCACUGCUACUGGGACAAGCCUCAGCAAUAGAGUAGUGUCAACAUUUCACAGGCUCCUACCUUCUCAUUUUGGAGUCCGUCUGCCAGUCCCUGUGGAUGGCUCUAGAGCCAAACAUAAUUCUAGGCAUAAAGCGACUUCAUGGGAGCUUGGGUUAGUAUGAAUUUGAUUUAACUUGGAAAGUGAUAAAUUUCCACUGUGACUGGAAACAUUUUAAAAAUUAAACUCUCCUGUACCAUGUAGCAAGAAAAUUAAGUUAAACUUUUAUUAGGAAUCUAAAAUGUAAUUAGUGUUUCCUUGCUGCUUUACGAAGUUCAAAGCAAUGCUACUUUUCCAACCCAGUGUUAUUCUUUAAUAUCAAAGCGUGAACUCCAGUACUGGGCAAUUAAGUCCAUUAGGUGUUCUUUCUGCAUGUGCCCACCUUGUUCAGAGCCACAAGUUUGCCUCCUUGCCUGUGAGUAGAGGUAGCGGUGUAACUAUGGUAAGCCCAUUUGGAGAGAAGUUGAGAGCCUCAUGAAUAACAGCUUUUUUUGGUUUUGUGGCAAAGCCUCUACUUUUGCUGGGCUGUGUACGUGUUUUGGCAAUAGCGCUCAUAAACUGGAGGAACUGAUCUUGAAUUCUUUGUCUUGCAUGGAGCAUUUCUAAUUCUACUUGUCUGCCUCAACUAAGUAGAAUCAUAAAAUGGACCUUUAAAGGUCACCUUGUCCAGGCCUCCUGCAAUGAGCCGGGACAUCUUCAACUAGGUCAGCUUUCUCAGAGCCCCGUCCAACCUGACUUUGAAUGUUUCCAGGGAUGGGGCUUCUACCACCUCUCUGGGCAGCCUGUUCUAGUGUUUCACCACCCUCAUUAUAAAAAAAUUUCUUCCUUAUAUCUAGUCUGAAUCUACCCUCUUUUUAGUUUACCCCUUGUCCUAUUGCUACAGGCCCUGCUAAAAAGUUUGUCCCCAUCUUUCUUAUAAGCCCCCUUUAAGCACUGAAAGGCUGCUAUAAGGUCUCCCUGGAGCCUUCUCUUCUCCAGGCUGAACAACCCCAGCUCUCUCAGCCUGUCCUCACAGCAGAGGAGCUCCAGCCCUUGGAUCAUUUUUGUGGCCUCCUCUGGACCUGCUCCAACAGGUCCAUGCCUUUCCUGUACUGAGGGCCCCAGAGCUGGACACGGUACUGCAGGUGGGGUCUCACCAGAGCACAGCAGAGGGACAGAAUCACCUCUCUUGCCCUGCUGGCCAUGCUUCUUUUGAUGCAGCCCAGGGUACAACUGGCUUUCUGGGCUGAGAGCACACAUUGUUGGCUCACGUCCAGCUUUUCACUGACCAGUACCCCCAGGUCCUUCUCUGCAGGGCUGAUCUCAAUCCCUUCAUCCCCUAGCCUGUAUUGAUACCGGGGGUUGCCCUGACCCAGGUGCAGGACCCUGCAACUUGGCCUUGUUGAACCUCAUGAGGUUCACAUGGGCCCACUUCUUGAGCUUGUCCUCUUUGAUAGCUUCCUGUCACUCAGGUGUGUCAACCGCAGCACUCAGCUGUAUAGUAAAGCUGUUCUUUCACAUAAUUGGUUUUGUAAUGUCCUUACAAUAUCUACAGAAUUUUUACUUGGAAAGAACAUGUAUAUACCUGUAACCUGACUACUGCUUUUAUUUUUUUAAGAGCUGCUCAUGCAACUCUCUUAAUCUGAACUUACCAGUUAUUUCUGUCCGCAACUCAUGUACAAAAGGAGAACCUUCCAGUUCUCCAGCUCUCUGAUUUCCUAUUUGUAUCAUUCCUUCUUGUAAGUCUGCUUCCCUUCCAUGCUAUGUUUUUGUCACCUAGGUCCUGCUUCCCAAAGCCCAAGCUAUUUACUCCUCCACUGCUAGGCUGUGGGCAGGCGUAGCUCUUCUGAUGAAAUCGAGUAGCUCUGAAGCUAUUUGGUUUGGAACCUACAGCCAGAUCCUUGUAUCUUCUCCCAUCAUCCACAUGCUAAAGGCUGAGAAGCUGUACAGUGUCUAGU